Messenger RNA from Pseudogymnoascus verrucosus, 1288 nucleotides. It is a transcript of the gene SFH5, whose product is annotated as Non-classical phosphatidylinositol transfer protein (PITP). The record is from RefSeq and is a predicted model, not a curated record. Bases 132 to 1202 code for a protein of 356 amino acids. The transcript is spliced from 2 exons. Lineage: Eukaryota; Fungi; Ascomycota; Leotiomycetes; Thelebolales; Thelebolaceae. Gene Ontology annotation, molecular function: phosphatidylinositol transfer activity. Gene Ontology annotation, biological process: Golgi to plasma membrane protein transport; regulation of exocytosis. Gene Ontology annotation, cellular component: cortical endoplasmic reticulum; plasma membrane; cytosol.
AAAUCACGUGGCGCGACGCCAACGUUUAUCUAAUCUGAUCAACGUUGAUCAGGACCCUGAACAGUUAUAUCUUUCUGCAAUAACAGCCCCUUAAAAAGGCAGAUCUGCCGAAAACAAGCACGAACUCAAAGAUGGAGCCUGAAACCACCCAAAAGGUUGUGGAGAGCACUCCUACUGAGAGCACUCCUGCUGAGCUCCCCGUCGAGUCGGUCCCUGAGGUUGCCGCGGAGAUCAACCAACGCAAGGACACCCCUACUGAGCUUCCUACUGAGCUUCCCGCCGAGCCAAACCCAGUAGUUGCAGCUGAGACUGAGCAAUCCAAGACUGCCGAGACCUCUCCAGAGGCUGUUGUUGACAAGAGCCAGCCCGAGACUCCUCUUUCCAAGCUCUUUGGAGAGCUUCCCAAGAUCAUCGUCGAUGCUGAGCACGGUGAGAUGUGGGGCGUGAAGCUCGAGGACGCCACCAAUGUUCCAACCACCAUCAUCCUUCAAAAGUUCCUCCGUGCAAACAACGAUGAUGUUGCCAAAGCCAAGGCCCAGCUCCUCGAGGCCUUGCAAUGGCGCAAGAAGGUGGACCCUCUGAAGCUCCUUACAGAGGUGGAGCACAACAAGGAGAAGUUCGGAAACCUUGGCUAUGUCACUGUCUACAACGCCACCGGCACCCAGAAGGAAAUCAUCACCUGGAACAUCUACGGAGCAGUAAAGGACAUCAAGGGCACGUUUGACAAUGUUGAGGAGUUCAUCAAAUGGCGCACUGCUCUUAUGGAGCUUUCUAUCAAGGAGCUCGAUCUUGCCUCCGCCACCGAGAAGAUCCCCGACGGCGGCCCUGACCCCUACCGCAUGAUCCAAGUGCACGACUACCUCAACGUCAGCUUCCUCCGAAUGGACCCCAGCGUCCGCGCCGCUUCCAAGGCCGCAAUCCAGACCUUUGCCAUGGCGUACCCAGAGCUGGUCAAGGAGAAGUUCUUUGUCAACGUGCCCUUGGCCAUGGGCUGGGUCUUUGCUGCUCUGAAGCUGUUCCUGAGCGCCGAGACGAUCAAGAAGUUCCACCCUCUGAGCUAUGGAGGAAGUUUGGCUGGAGAGAUUCCCGAGUGUGGAAUCCAGUUGCCAGAGGUUUAUGGAGGAAAGGGAGUGCCCCUGACUGAAGGCGGACUGGUUGUCAAGUACGGCAACGCGGAGGAGCCCCAGCCCGAGUCAAAGUAAACAGUCACAAGGCGCUGAAGGGACACAUGUAACACAACAAAGAUGGCAGACGCUCUCGCGGUAAAAUGAACAUUAAUUUCGCUCUG